Messenger RNA from Emiliania huxleyi CCMP1516, 2308 nucleotides. RefSeq lists its product as hypothetical. The annotation marks the transcript as partial. The record is from RefSeq and is a predicted model, not a curated record. The transcript is spliced from 13 exons. NCBI's taxonomy places the organism in Eukaryota, Haptophyta, Isochrysidales, Noelaerhabdaceae.
AUGCUGCUCCUCUCCGCCGCCGCCUCGCUUUCCUUCAGCUUAAUCGCCGGCACCGACGGGAAGUUCCCUCCAUGGCCCGAGUGGGAGCGUCCUCCGGCCGAGUACGAGGAGCUGGUUGCGACGUUUGUCGAAGGGGCGACGACGGUGCCGCUCGGCGCGUCGGCCGGCCAAGGCGUCGGGUGGGAAGAGUGGGCGGACGGCGGCUUCAGCGUGCACUUGCUCUUGACUCGCCGCCUGAGCCGGCAGACGUACAUCGCGGCGCUGGACGGGCUUCUCGGCCUGGUGGUGCGCUGCCAGCAGACCUACCCGGACCUAUACGCCGUGCUCAAGUUCGAGGUCGCGCCGCUGGACGGAGGCAAGCCGAGGGAGGUGCGGCGGGCGCUCGACGACGUGCAGCGCGCGCUCGAGCAGAGCUGGCUGUUGGUGGCAGCGUACCUCACUCUGCCGACCGCGGAGGACCGAGAAGACUUGCUCUGGUCCGCGCGGACGGUGACGGAGAAGGUCAAGACGGACCAGCGCUCGCGCUCGCUCGAGGUGCUCUGCCUCGCCUUCUUCUGGCGCGGCGCCGACGAGUACCGCCUGCUCGACCGCUCGCUGUGGCCGUCGCUGAAGAGCUCCUUCGAGACCAACUUUGGGGCGAGCAGCGGCAGGACUGUGGGUGCCGAGCUCACACAGAAUGGGAACUGGCAACUGGAUUCGAUGCUCUGGAGGUAUGGCGUGCCGGAGGAGUGGGAGCGCGACUCGAGCGAGGUUGCGUACAUGCUCGACCGGAUCGCGCGCGCGGGCCCCGAGGAGAAGCCCUUCCUGCUCCGCCGCCAAGGCGCGGCGGCGCGGCUGAGCGGAGAGCUGGCGGCGACCGGACGGCUGGUCGAGCUGUGCGCCAGCUGCGGGGCGUACGACGAGGAGGGCCUCUGCGUUGUGACGGAGGACGACGUGGGCGACCGGAUGCUGCUGCAGGUCAAGCAGAUCGAGACUACCGCCACGCUGAUGGCCUCGAUCCGCUCCGCGUGCGCCGAGUCGUGCCCGGUCGUCCUCUCGCAGUACGACGCGCUGCUGCGCUCGCCGCAGCUCUCUCUCUCGACGCUCGAGCGUGUCGAGUUCGACGCACUCGGCGCGAUGCUCGACCUGGAGGGGAGCUUCGUCGCGAGCGCGCUGCUCGAGUGGCGGAACCCGGAGCUGCUCUUCCGGUACUACGACGACAACCGGCAGGACGAGCGGAUGGCGCUCACCCGCCGCUGGCGAGUCGAGGGCGAGACGCUGCGCGAGAUCCGGCGCGCCUCCGCGGCCAACCGGCGGCACCUGGACAUGUUUUCGGAGGAGGUGCUCGAGCGGUGGUACGCGGAGGACUGCCCGGGCACCUCGCAGACCAAGACGCUCUUCAUGGUUGGGGAGGACGCGGGGUCGUGCCUGCGCGUCAUCUCGUCCGAGGGGAGCAGGUACAACAAGGCGCUGAUGGGGUACGUGCUGCAGUCGCACGUGCGGGUGCUGGUCGUCACAGACAACGUGGGGCGCGUGAUGGCGCGCCCCGUCGUCUGGAUCACGGCCCUCGCGCGCUCCGUCAUCCGGCUGCUCCUCCGCUCCGACACGCGCGAGCCGGUCAUCUUUGCCGACCCGAUGUUCUUCACGCUCGGCUUCAGCUACGAGCUGCAGGCGGAGCUGCUCUACCAGGCGCGCGCGCUGCAGGAGCACAUGGGCGUGCCCGUCGUGCACGCCUGCUCCGUGCUAGCGGCGCCGCCCGAGCCAGGGAGCUGCCCCGAGGGCGGGUACGUGCGUCGCGUGACCGAGCUCGACUACGACGUCGUGUGGGUCGAGCUGCUGGAGUGCGACGGCGUCGCGCCGUACACCUACUCGGAGGAGCUGCCGUACGACGAGCUGCUGCAGCAGCACACCGCGGGCGUGCUCACGCGCACCGCGGAGCAGCCGCAGCUCGUCAUCGCCGUGCUCCCUCGCUCCGACAGCCCGUCGGCGGACCGGUACGCGCGCGAGAGGCAGGGGCUGACCGGCUGGACGAUCGUGCCCGAGAAGCCGCGCGACGACGCGGGCGGCACGCGCACGAACAACCACCGCUCCUAUUUUGGCCCCGCGACCGCGGAGCCGCCGCCCGACUCGCUGCCCGAGGGGUUCGUCGCGCCGGCGCUGGACGGAUGAGGGGGCCUCGCGCCGCGAGCCUAUGCACUCUGUCCACUGAGAUGUGGGACUCUUCUCUCUCUCGCCUUUCUGUGGUGUGGACUGUGGUGUGGUUACCGACUAGGUCGUACGUACUGAUCGACGUCGCGUACUUUUUAACUACACAAAACAAUGUUAGAGG